This is a messenger RNA of Linum trigynum, 1884 nucleotides long. Lineage: Eukaryota; Viridiplantae; Streptophyta; Magnoliopsida; Malpighiales; Linaceae. The record is from the annotation of a GenBank genome assembly.
AUGCUCUCAACCUCCGCCGCCGGAGAGAAUUCAUCGACCAUAGUUCCAGAGCUGACGGGAAGACCUCCGGAUCCUCCUUCACUCACCAAUCAGGAUCCAGGCCCCAUCCAGGCUCUGUCCUCCAAGAACUCACCCAAUCAACCUCAACCAAUGAACUUUAGAGCGGCCUUAACCGGAGCUUCAACGGCAAGCCCAUCCAAAGCGACUCAGUGGACCUUUGUCGGCACCAACGAUCUCGAACCAUCAUCCUUCCAGGGAGAGCCGGCGUUAAAGAUUUCCCCGGCGCUCAAGGAAAGGCUUUGCCAGCCAUGGAAAAAAACAUUGAUUGUCCGCCUUCUGGGUAAAUCAGUUUCUUACUCUUAUCUCUGUUCGCAGCUCAGGUGGAAUUGGCGACCUGUGGGAUCUCUAGAUAUAAUGGAUCUUAACAAUGAUACAUUCCUGGCUACUUUUGGGAACGAUCAAGACUAUCUACGAGCUCUCACGGGAGGGCCAUGGGUGAUCCUUGAUCACUAUCUGAUGGUGCACCAAUGGUCUCCAAACUUUCGCACAUCCGACAAGCCACAUAGAUCUGUGGUGGCUUGGGUUCAGCUGCCGGAGCUUCCGGUACAUUUCUAUCACAGAGAAGUUCUGUUUGCGCUGGGGAAUCUCAUUGGAGGAACAAUCAGGCUAGAUUAUCAUACAGAGCAGCUGGAAAGGGGGAAAUUCGCUAGAUUAGCAGUGGAACUAGAUAUCUCAAAGCCCCUACCUACAAGAAUAUUUCUCGACAACUUCUGGAAGGGAAUUCUAUACGAAAAUCUUCCAACAAUUUGUUAUAGUUGUGGGCGGAUUGGUCACGACGAGGAUGCCUGUCCGCUCAAGAAACAAGAAACCUCUCUGGCUUUGAUAACUCUUUCAAGUGCUGACUCUCCAGUGGCGGAACAAUCCAGCUCGCCGGAGCCUCCGGCGGGCUUCGGACCUUGGAUGCAGGUGACGCGCCGAUCCCGCAAACAGAUUAGGAAAGGCAGAAUUGGGCAAGGGUCAACAGAAGAAACUUCUCAAAUGGCAAGAGCAGAUAGCGGCAAGAUAUCAGUACCAACAAAAGGAAAGCAAGAAUCGAUCAUGAUCAAGGGGAAACAGAAUGCGGGAAGGGUAACGGAGAUGACAAAGGGAAAGGAAAAAUUGGAUCAAAAGCAGGGACAACAAAAGGGGAAAACGAGCAAACAAAAAGGAAAGGGGCUUAUGGGGGAAACUAACGCCAACGGUAAUAAAAAAGAGGGAACAACUCAAGAAUGGAGAGCUGUUACGGGCAAGGCUACAAACCGGAUAAACAGCAUUCAGGCCCAGGGUGCAAACCCAAUGAACAUCUCUGACCCAUCAUCAUCUGACCCAACCAAGACAGAUAUUAUGCAAACUGAGGAAACUCGUACAGACCAAACCCACCAAGAAAUAGGAGAAGUUCCACAACUACUUCAUAUCGUCCAGGCCCAAAAUAAUACCACCAUCACAGUAGUCCAAGUCCCGCCACUGGAGACAGCAGGCAAAGAAAAUCGAGACCCCAAUCUGGAAGGGACAUCGAUCAGACAGCACUACAGCAAACAAAGGCAAAAUCGCAGCCCUAACCAAGAGAAGCAGCGGGUCUUCAAUCUCAGAGGCACCAAGAAACCCCUUCAAAUUCAAAACUCAGUCAAGAAGGAUCUGCAUCAGGCUCUCAGGCACUCACCCUUUCCAUUCACGAUCAAAAUGGUGGAGGAGUGCUUCGCCAAUACAAAAAGUAAAACAGGAGAACCCAUUACGACUCAAACGACGAAGGAGGGCGACAUUGCAAUGACCGAGAAUCUCAACUCAGAGAUUGCAGCAAGUGGCGCGAAUCAAUCGAGCAAUGAAGCUGAAUUUCCCUCGAACUAA